This is a messenger RNA of Plasmodium vinckei vinckei, 855 nucleotides long. RefSeq names its product fam-b protein. The record is from RefSeq and is a predicted model, not a curated record. Bases 1 to 855 code for a protein of 284 amino acids. NCBI's taxonomy places the organism in Eukaryota, Apicomplexa, Aconoidasida, Haemosporida, Plasmodiidae. The transcript has 2 exons.
AUGGGAACACUUUAUAUUUUAAAAAAAGUUGUGAUAUUUCCAGUUAUUAUUUGCUCUUUAGAAUAUACAAAAAAUAUUUUAUAUGAUGUAAGGGGAGGAAAAGAUGUGUAUUCCCAAACAAGCUCAAUAAAUUUUAGAAAUUAUAGGAUAUUAAAAGGUUCAAAAAAAAAAUUCGAUGUUGAUUAUUUUUACGAUUCUGUUGUGAGUCUUGUACAUCUGGAAGACAGUGAUGAGGAAUGCGAUGAAACAAAAGGUGUCUCGGAUAAUGAAAAUACAAAAAAGGUUCAUACAGAAAUUGAAAAAUGUCCAGAUCACGAGAAACUUAAAGGAACUAAAAUGUUGAAAACAAAUUUGGAUGGUACAGAUAUUGUAAGUUGCAAUUAUUUAGAUGGUGAUAACAAGGUACCAGUGACUGAUAAUAUUUCGAAUUAUUUAGAAUUGACAAAUGAGUAUAAUUAUAAUAAUAAAACAUAUGAACCGACUUUAUCCAUAUAUCAAGAUAAUUCACUAGUAAAACCAAAUGAUUCACCGGAAAAUGAACAUUCUAAACUACUAAGAGCUAGUGGCAGGCAUAUAUUGGAUGUUGAUUUACAAAAGUAUGAAAAUGAAUAUAAUAAACAUAAUUCACAAGAGUGUACAACAAACGUCAAACAGAAUAACGUUGCCAACAAGGAGUUAAAAGACAAAAUUUUGGAUACGGCUAUAAAUAUAGUAAUUGGUAUUUUGAUUAUUGGGACGAUUGGGCCGGCAUUCCCUUUCAUGCUUAUAAAGAAAGAAAGAUUUGAUACUCAAGUAAAAAAUAUGUGGAAAUUUUACAAAAGUGCUUUUACAAGAGAAAAUCAAAAGAAACAAUAA